UGUAAGACUUACACUUUCAAUGUUAUUGUGUGACUGUAUUCUACAGACUGAAUGGCCACCACAUUUUAGACUGAUCGUGGGUUGCGUGUUCAAGCCCACGCUAACCAUUAUGAGAAUGAGAGAUGUAAAGAUGCAGGACAUGGGAGGAGGGGUAGAAAUAUGGGGAAAAGAGGAGGAGAGUUUGAUUGCAUGUGUGUGCGUGUGCGUGUGGAUGCAGGGGGCGUGCACAGACGCCAGGAGUGUGUGUGUGUGUGUGUGUGUGCAUGUGUGUGUGAGGCAGCCAGUGAGAGCGUGAGCCAUGUUGGAUGUGAGUGAAGGUGUGGAGAGAUGCUGCUGCCGCCGCGCCGGUCCUGACUCACACAGCCUGAGCAUCACACACCACAGCGGGUAGAUGCCAACUCUUCAGGCCGAGGAAGAGACGGGGGACCCUGGGGGAAGGUGUCGGGCGGUGCCGGCGGUCCUGGAAGUAGCCACCUAGCCGGAGUGGAGGAGUGAGAAGUAACGGGGGAAGAAGGCAAAACGAAGAAGAGAGGGGGAGAAAAAGGAGACCGAGAUAGGAAGAGACUAAAUGGCUACACUGCUACCGGGCUUUACCCAGCUCUCGCCUCUGGUACUUCACCUGCUUCUCCUGGGCUCUUUGUUCGCCCUCACCCCGCGGACGGUGGAUGCAGCCGGGGCUUCCGGCCUGUGGACCCAGGGCCCCCGCCUUAGGGAUGCCGGCAAAGCGAGCAAGCGGUGCGAGCAAGCAUGGGAGUCGCCGGAGGACAGCUGGGAUCUCCCCGCAAGCAGGUGGAGCGUGGAGUGGACGCAGCCUGAGGGAUGCACCGGAGCGCAUCGCUUAGGAAGAGGAGGAGGAGGGAUGCCGGGGGCACGGAAGGAGACGCUGGAAGGAGUCGGGACGUUCUGGAGGCGCGGGGACGCCCCGCCGAUCGUACCUCCACCUCCUCCUCUCCUCCCUGGUGGAGUCAGUGCGGGAUGGGGAGUGGAAAUGGAGAGGCCAGGGAAGAAGGGCGUUGUUCCGCCCUCCAGCUCCUCGCCGGUUCACAGCGGCAAAAAACGGACAGUACAAAGGACUACAACGUGCGCGCUGCCACGGCCACACCUAACUAAACGUGGCGCCGUUACAGCCUUUGUGAGAGCAUUUGGCCUGUGCAAGGCACCCGGAAGUGGAGGAAGGCACUGUGGAGGGGUGUGGAAGAAGACUGGUGAUGUGAGCAGGCACAGAUCCUCCUCUAUGAAUCACAAAUUAUCACUAGUACCGUCUUAUUGCAACCCUUAUCUUUGUGGAUACAAUUCAGCUUUUCAUCAUACAUAUGAAUCUCAUUCUAACAUUUCUCUUUGGGUCCAAGCAUCAAGAUGUCUGAGUUAUGAGAACAAAAAGGCUUCUGAUGAUGAUGAUGGUGGUGGUAGUGGUGGGAGCCCAGGCAACAUGGUAAGGGCUGGUAAUUGUUCUCAUUUGGGCAGGCACAAUGUUAUCAACCCAGGCAGCAUCCGUGAGGGGGGUGAGGGUGCAUGUAGUACCCAGAACGUUAGCGAGGAGAGGGAAGUGUGGUCAGAGGAGGAAGAAGGAGACACACUGGCAAUGUUUAUGUGCAGUGAAAAAGGUGAGAGGAGGAUUAAAAGAGGAGGGGUUAACCAAGGCAACAAACACAUGAACUUAUCUAAUUAUGCGGAUAGUGAUUUGGCUUAUCCAAUUCUGACGCUCCAGCAUAAGGUGCGUAAUGAAGGGAACUCUGCAGAUGGAACCAGGAGCAGGGGAGAGAGCCAGGAGACUCCUUGUGGUUGUUCUGAUUGUUUGGAGGGACAAGAAGCAAAGUGUGGAUUGUUAGCUGAGUUUAUAAGUCUCAAGGGAAAGAUAACUCAGAGUUAUCCCAAAUGGCAAUUUGCCACCAAAGCAUCAGGUCAGUGUUUUAUAUGUGACAAAAUGCAAAAUGUGUCACUCAUCCAAAUACAAACAAACAAUUAUGCAAAAAUUGAAACUCUUGAACAAGUCAGUUUGUCUCCAGCAAAGGUUAAAUCAGAGGCAGCUGACUCAGCAUCGUCUGUGCCUGGGAAGUUUACUGCUCACUUAAUCAGGCUAAGUCCUCCUUCUCAGCAUCCCUCUUUUUCUUUACAAGCCAACUUGACCACAUGGCCCAGUGAGUUUCCUCUUUGGCCCCUCUUUAUGGGGGAUGAGGGGGGUUCAGCACAAGGGACAGCUCUUACAGAUAGAGUUUUUUUGUUGGGAGGUUUCAACAGAAACAGUAACAACAACAACAAAGAAGAUGGGGGGAAAGAGAUGCAUGAUUUUGGUGAUGAAUCAGAGCUGAUAGAGUCCACUGAGCAAGUGUUGUUAGAAAGUGUCAGACCGUCAGGAAGGCGGAAUAUUUGGGGUGAGGAAGGAAGGGAGAGGGACAUUCAGCCAGAGAGGGACGGACUGGAGGGCUCUGCUGCUGAUGCUGCUGGGGGAGGAAAAUUACAGGUGGGGGAGGGUGAGUUAAUGGGAGGGAGAGGACCGCGGGGAGAAGCGAAGGAUGAGAAGCAGAGUCAGAGGGGGACAACAAAGCUAGGCCAAGCUGAGGAGAGAGAGGCAGAGGGAGGGAAGGGUCAGGAUAGGGUCAGUACUACCACCACCAUCACACAGCCAGAUAGUAAAAGAUGGAGGAGAGAGAGCCAGGCUGAUGAAAGCCAUGAGGGUGAGAGGGAGCCAGAGGGGGAGGCUGAGGGGAAGCGCAGUUCAAGGGGAGAGAGGAGCCUGGAAAGGCUGAUAAUAGAGCCAGGUGAUAAAACCUUGCAGGAAGAACGGGCGGAUAAGGUUUUGAUGGCAUGGCCUCGCUCUCGACGGGCAGCCAACAAACAUCCCCAUUUUUCCCUGUAUAACUACCAAGUACAAGUAGCUGAAAACCAGCCACCUGGGACCUCUGUUAUUGUCAUGUCUGCCACAGACCCGGAUGCAGGGGAUGGAGGCAGGCUCAGCUACAGCAUGGCCCCACUGAUGAAUAGCCGAUCCUCUGACUAUUUCCACAUCCACCCCGACACCGGCUUAAUCACCUCCACCCAGAUUCUAGAUCGAGAACAUAUGGAUCUGCAUUAUUUUCGUGUCACCGCGACUGAUCAUGGCUCCCCUCGCCUCUCUGGCACCACAAUGGUCGCCAUUACUGUUGCAGACCGCAAUGAUCACUCCCCUAUAUUUGAGCAGACAGAGUACAGAGAAACUAUCAGGGAGAAUGUAGAAGAAGGGUAUCCAAUACUUCAAUUGAGGGCGACAGAUUUAGACUCCCCGUCCAAUGCUAAUAUCCGCUACCGAUUUGUCGGCGAAACUGCUACAGUUGGGAGAGCUGCUUUUGAGAUUGACCCCAGAUCAGGCCUCAUAACUACCCGUGGAAUUGUUGAUCGAGAAACAAGCGAGCACUACACGCUCCAGGUGGAGGCUAGUGACCAGGGAAAGGAACCAGGACCGCGCUCGGCCACAGUUAAAGUCUUUAUAACCGUGCUGGAUGAAAAUGACAAUGUGCCACAGUUCAGUGAGAAGCGGUAUGUGGUGGCAGUGAAAGAGGAUGUGAGGCCUCACUCGGAGAUCCUCCGUGUGAGUGCCACAGACCAGGACAAGGACAGUAAUGCUGCGGUUCACUACAAUAUAAUCAGUGGGAACAGCCGUGGACAGUUUUCCAUAGACAGUUUUACUGGAGAGAUCCAAGUAGUGGCACCCCUGGAUUAUGAGGCCGAGAGGGAGUACACACUGCGCGUACGUGCGCAGGACAAUGGCCGACCCCCUCUUUCAAACAACACUGGCAUUGUUAGCGUGCAGGUGACGGAUGUCAAUGACAACCCACCCAUCUUUGUAUCCACACCUUUUCAAGCAUCUGUGCUUGAGAGUGCGCCCGUUGGAAGCUCCAUCCUCCACAUUCAGGCCAUCGAUACUGAUGCUGGUGACAAUGCACGCCUCGAAUACAGACUGACAGGCACCAGCUCAGACACACCGUUCCUGAUCAAUUCUGCAACAGGCUGGGUCACUGUCAGAUCCAUUCUUGACAGAGAAUCUGUAGAGCACUAUUUCUUUGGCGUAGAGGCCAGAGAUUAUGGAAUGCCACCUCUUUCUGCCACAGCAAGUGUCACAAUAACAGUGAUGGAUGUUAACGAUAACCGACCAGAAUUUUUACAAAAGGAAUACUAUGCUCGCCUGAAUGAGGAUGCUGUGGUUGGCACCAGUGUGGUAACUGUCACAGCUGUGGAUCGGGAUGUCAACAGUGCUGUGACCUAUCAGAUAACAGGUGGGAACACCAGGAACCGCUUUGCCAUCAGCACUGCAGGGAGCGCUGGGCUACUGUCUUUAGCCCUCCCGCUGGACUACAAACAAGAGCGGCGCUAUGUCUUAACCGUCACCGCCUCAGACCGCACACUUCAUGACACCUGUCAGGUGCACAUCAACAUCACUGAUGCCAACACACACCGGCCUGUGUUCCAGAGUGCACACUAUUCUGUUAGUGUGAAUGAGGACCGGCCAAUUGGGAGCCAAGUGGUUGUCAUCAGCGCAACAGAUGACGAUGUUGGUGAAAAUGCUCGCAUCACAUACUUCCUGGAGGACAAUAUCCCUCAGUUUCGCAUAGAUCCUGCAUCUGGGGCUAUUACGCUCCAAGCGGAGCUUGACUAUGAGGACCAGAUGACCUACACUUUGGCAAUAACAGCCAAAGAUAACGGCAUUCCACAGAAAUCAGAUACUACAUACGUGGAGGUGAAUGUCAAUGAUGUGAAUGACAACGCGCCUCAGUUCCUCAGCCCUAGAUAUCAGGGAACUGUGAGUGAAGACGCUCCUCCAUUCACAAGUGUCCUCCAAAUCUCAGCCACUGACCGAGAUGCACACGCCAAUGGCCGCGUUCAGUACACCUUCCAAAAUGGUGAGGAUGGGGAUGGAGACUUUACCAUUGAGCCAACAUCUGGAAUUGUCCGAACCGUUCGCCGUUUGGACCGUGAAAGUGUGCCAUUUUAUGAGCUCACAGCAUAUGCCGUUGACCGAGGCGUGCCUCCCCAGAAAACUCCUGUUCACAUCCAAGUGACAGUUCUUGAUGUGAAUGAUAACGCCCCUGUCUUCCCUGCAGAUGACUUUGAGGUUCUAGUCAGGGAAAACAGCGCCGUGGGCUCUGUGGUAGCCCAGAUCACAGCCACAGACCCGGACGAGGGUGCCAAUGCCCAAAUCAUGUAUCAGAUUGUUGAAGGAAACAUCCCUGAGAUCUUCCAGAUGGACAUCUUCUCUGGGGAGCUGACCUCCCUCAUUGAUCUUGACUAUGAGGCUCGCAAUGAGUACGUCAUUGUAGUCCAGGCCACCUCAGCCCCUCUGGUCAGCCGAGCUACUGUGCGAAUCAAACUGGUGGACCAGAACGACAACAAACCCACUCUGCAGGACUUCCAAAUUAUUUUUAACAACUUUGUAUCCAACCGUUCGAACAGUUUCCCCAGUGGGAUAAUUGGGAGAGUCCCGGCCCAUGACCCUGAUGUGUCGGACCGGCUGUACUACACCAUUGACAGAGGGAACGAGCUUCACCUGCUGCUGCUCAACCACACCAGCGGAGAGAUGCGACUGAGCCGUAAACUGGAUAAUAACAGGCCGCUGGUGGCUCCCAUGCUGAUCACUGUCACAGAUGGCGUGCACAGCAUUUCUGCUCACUGUGUCCUACGUGUCCUCAUCAUCACCGAGGACAUGCUGGGCAGCAGCGUCACUGUCCGACUCCAGAACAUGUCCCAGGAGCACUUUUUGUCACCGCAGCUGGGUCACUUCUUGGAGGGAGUGUCGGCCGUGCUCUCGGUGCCUGUUGAGGAUGUCUUCGUCUUCAACAUCCAGCCGGACAUGGAUGCCGCCCCGGGAGGGAUCCUGAAUGUCAGCUUCUCUGCCGCACUGCCGGGAGGACGCUUCUUUCCUUCUGAGGCCCUGGAGGAACAACUGUACCUAAACAGGCCACGCCUGACGUCACUCACACAGAUGGAGGUCCUCCCAUUUGACGACAAUGUGUGUCUACGCGAACCGUGCCAGAACUACAUGAAGUGUAUCUCUGUGUUGCGCUUCAAUAGCUCCGCCCCCUUUAUCUCCUCGCCCUCCAUCCUGUUUCGGCCCAUCCACCCGAUCGCUGGCCUUCGCUGCCGCUGUCCGGUGGGCUUCACUGGUGACUACUGCGAGACGGAGAUCAACCUUUGCUACUCCAACCCCUGCCUCAACGCAGGGGUUUGUGCCCGAAAAGAGGGAGGGUACACGUGCAUUUGCCGCGAGGACUACACCGGUGACCGCUGUGAGAUUGAUCGGCGUCAUGGCGGCUGCAUGCCGGGCGUGUGUCGUAAUGGAGGAACAUGUCGGGAGCUUUCAGGCGGCGGCUUCCGCUGUGAGUGCCCUGCCGGCGGGUUCGAGCGGCCGUAUUGCACUGUCACUGCCCGCUCCUUCCCGCCUAAGACCUUCGCCAUGUUCCGUGGCCUCAGACAGAGAUUUCACCUCUCCAUCUCUUUAACUUUUGCAACCCUUGAGAGCAACGGCCUUCUUUUCUACAAUGGGCGCUUCAACGAGAAACACGACUUCAUCGCUUUGGAGAUCCAAGAGGGACAAGUGGUGCUGAAAUAUUCUACAGGUGAAUCGUCCACUCAGGUGAGUCCCUUCCUGCCAGGAGGUGUGAGCGAUGGGGAAUGGCACACGGUUCACAUCCACUACUACAACAAGCCUAAGCGCAGCAUGAGUGGCGAGGCCCAGGGUCCAUCAGAUGAGAAGAUUGCUGUGGUAAGCGUUGACGACUGCGAUACAGCCUUGUCACUCCGCUUUGGCACGCAGCUUGGAAAUUACAGCUGUGCAGCUCAGGGCAAACAGACAAGCAGCAAGAAGUCUCUAGACCUAACAGGUCCAUUGUUCCUGGGUGGAGUCCCCAAUGUUCCUGACAACUUCCCGUUUGGCACCAGGGAGUUUAUCGGCUGUAUGAAGGAGCUGCACAUUGACAACAAGCCGCUGGACCUGGCUGGGUAUAUUGCUAACAACGGAACCCUCCCAGGCUGCACUGCUAAACUUCCCUACUGCAAGUCCAACCCUUGUCAGAAUGGAGGAUCCUGCCGGGUCAGCUGGGAGACGUUCUCUUGUGAUUGCCCACUUGGGUAUGGAGGGAAGGACUGCAGCCAUGUGAUGCCCCACCCCCAUCGCUUCCUGGGAAACAGCGCCCUCUGGUGGGACCUGAAGAACGACGUAACAAUCUCCACCCCCUGGUACCUGGGCUUGAUGUUCCGAACCAGAGCCAGAGAGGGGACACUACUCCAGGCCCAGGCCGGCCAGUACACCAGCCUGCUCUUCCAGCUAACAAAUGGCCAGCUGGUUUUCUCCGUGACUCGGGGUUCAACCAGACCAGUGAGGCUUAGGCUGGAUCAGGUUCAAGUGGCGGACGGGCGGUGGCAUGACCUCCAGCUUGAGUUGCGUGAUGUUCACAGCGGGCGUGAGACGCGUUACGUCGCCACACUUCGCCUUGACUUUGGACUCUAUCAGGGAACAGCAAUAGUGGGAAAUGAGAUUCAUGGUUUGAAGGUGAAACAUCUGCAUGUGGGAGGAGUGUUAGGCUCUGGAGAGGUCCAGAACGGGAUAAGGGGAUGCAUACAGGGCGUUCGUUUGGGCGUAAGACCGGACUCUCCCCUGCUGCCUCGGCCCUCCAGAGCGGUCAAAGUGGAGAUUGGCUGCAAUGUCGGCAACCCCUGCGUCUCAUCUCCUUGCCCCGCCCACAGCCGAUGUUCUGACCACUGGGAGCGACACACCUGCAUAUGUGAAGCCGGUUACUUUGGCAAAGGCUGCACUGAUGCUUGCCAUCUCAACCCAUGUGACAAUGAGGCUCAGUGCCACAUGAAGCCCACAUCGUCGCAUGGAUACACCUGUGACUGUGGAGACAACCACUAUGGACAGUACUGCCAGGACAGGAUAGACCACCAGUGUCCAAGGGGCUGGUGGGGGUCUCCCACCUGUGGACCUUGUCACUGUGACCCCAAUAAAGGCUUCGACCCCGACUGUAACAAGACCAGUGGGCACUGUCAGUGCAAGGAGUUUCACUAUCGUCCACGGGGCUCAGACAGCUGCCUGCCAUGUGAUUGCUACCCGGUCGGCUCCUUCUCACGGACAUGUGACCCUGAGACCGGCCAGUGCCAGUGCAGGCCCGGUGUGAUCGGUCGCCAGUGCAACACAUGUGACAACCCCUUUGCUGAGGUCACAAACUCGGGGUGUGAAGUCAUUUAUGACGGCUGCCCAAAAACCAUUACUCAGGGCAUCUGGUGGCCGCGGACCAAGUUCAACUUGCCUGCAGCAGUUCCCUGCCCCAAAGGCUCUGUAGGUGCUGCCAUCAGACACUGUGAUGUUGAGAGAGGCUGGAUGGAGCCAGACCUUUACAAUUGCACCUCACCUCCAUUUGUGGAGCUCAAUGCUGCCCUGGAUUCUCUUGAACGCAAUGAAACAGAGCUGAACACAAUAAUGGAAAAGAAGCUGGCACACCAGCUCCGUGAUGUCACUGAAGCGACCGGCCGCCUCUAUGGUAACGAUUUGCUGAUUGCAGAGCGACUGCUGUCGCGCCUCUUGACCUUCGAGACCCAACAAAGUGGUUUUGGACUCACCGCCACUCAGGAUGCACACUUUAAUGAGAACAUCCUGCGGGGCUGCAGCGUACUUUUGAGUCCCGGAACGGAGGGGCUUUGGCGCGCCCUCGCCCAGGGUCAGAACCACAUUCCUGGCGGUCCUUCCGAGUUGACAGAAUUGCUGGGCCAGUAUACGCAGAAUCUGGCCCAGAACAUGAAGCUCACCUACCUCAACCCUGUGGCACUGGUAGCUCCUAAUAUUGUCAUGAAUCUGGAUCGAGUGGAAAACCACACCGACGUGCGGCGACGUUUUCCACGUUACCACACCACGCUGUUUCGCAGUCAAACCGUCUGGGAUCCCUACACCCACGUGGUACUGCCCCCUGCUGCCUUGGGGCCACAACGACAACAGCAACAACAUAUCUGGAAAGAGAAGGAGCGGAAAGAAAAAGAACUUGAAAAAGAAUACAUCCCUCCUGUUCAACCCCCAGUCAGCAUGUCAGCCAAUCAGACGAGUGAAUACACAGCAGCCAGACGCACCCGUGCAGCACCUGAACCGCCCAUCACUAUAGUCAUUUUACUGAUCUACAGAAGUCUGGGCGGAGCACUACCUCCCAAGUAUCACACAGACCGACGAGGAGUGAGGCUUCCCAGACACCCAGUAAUGAACUCCCCAGUGGUCACCAUCUCUGUCUACAACAACCAGACGUUCGUGGGUGGACAUUUGGACCAGCCCAUCCUACUGGAGUUCAAACUAUUGGAGACGGCCAAUCGCAGCAAGCCGUUGUGUGUCCAAUGGAACCACAGCAGUCAGUGUGAGAUAGGAGGUUGUUGGACAGUAAGGGACUGUAUGGUGGUGUAUAGGAACACUUCACAUGUCCGCUGUCAGUGUCAAAGGUUGGGCACCUUCGGGGUGUUGAUGGACAGUUCUCACAGAGAGCAGUUAGAAGGCGAUUUGGAGACACUUGCCCUGGUUACCUAUUCCUCUCUGGUGCUCUCCAUGCUGGCUCUACUCCUCACUGUCCUGGUGCUGUCAUGCCUCCGAGGUCUAAAGUCCAACACCCGGAGUAUCCAUUCCAACACGGCGGCAGCCAUGUUUUUGUCUGAGCUUGUGUUUCUGCUGGGGGUCAAUCAAACUGAGCAACAGUUCCUGUGCACGGUGGUAGCCAUCUUGCUGCAUUACUUCUUUAUGUCCACAUUUGCUUGGAUGUUUGUGGAGGGCCUUCACAUCUACAGGAUGCAGACGGAGCAACGUAACAUCAAUUUUGGAGCCAUGAGGUUCUACUAUGCCAUCGGCUGGGGCGUGCCUGCAAUUAUUACUGGUCUUGCUGUGGGCCUGGACCCUGAAGGUUAUGGCAACCCAGACUUCUGUUGGAUCUCAAUCUAUGACAAGCUGAUUUGGAGCUUUGCUGGACCCAUUGGCAUCGUCAUACUGAUCAAUGGAGGCAUUUUCAUGAUUGUAGCCAAGAUGACUUGUAACCCCUCUCAGAAAGAGACCAAGAAACUCCCUGUCAUUGCGACCAUUCGUAACGCCUUCCUGCUACUGAUGAUGGCCACUUCCACCUGGCUGUGUGGCUUGAUGGCUGUGAACAACAGCAUCCUGGCUUUCUACUAUAUAUUUGAUGUCCUCUGUUUAGUGCAGGGCCUGUCUGUAUCACUGGUCUUCACGGUGUUCAACUCUGAGGUGAAGGAGGCCUGGAGAGUGGCCUGUUUGGGGAAGAAGAGUCUUGAAGAGCCACCAAGACCAGCACAGAAUACAGCACAGAAUCCAUAUCACAAUGCUUCAUUGUUGGAGCAGAGUGGGCUGCACCGCAUCACUCUUGGCGCCUCCACCGUCUCCUCGGUCAGCUCGGCCAGAGAAAAUCUCUUAGCUCGUCAAACUCUGGAACAAAGCAUUGUUCAAACUGGAGCGACGGAUCUGGAUGUGGCCAUGUUUCACAGAGAUGGAGGUGAAGAUUCCGACUCAGACUCCGACCUUUCCAUGGACGAGGAGCGCAGUCUCUCCAUCCCGUCAUCUGAGAGUGAGGACAACGUCCGUCUACGCGGGCGCAUCCAGCGGCGUUUCAAACGCUCCAAUCACGGCGAGCGCCUGCUCACUGAGCCCACCCACAACGGUACCAAAGAUCUGGAUGGCAACGACCUUCUGUCUUACUGGCCUGCCUUAGAGGAGUGUGAGAAACAUACACUCCAAAAGUGGGGUUCGGAGCGCCCUCUGGGGGCCGACUACAGCAAGGACGCGGCCAACAACAACCAGGCAGACGGAGCACUUACUAGCGGGGACGAGAGCGGCCUCACGCAGCCACACAGGCACCGCAAGGGUAUCCUCAAGAAUCGUCUCGGCUGCCCGCCAGCCCUCCAGGGCAUUUCAACAGUGGGCCGGGGUCCCAGUGAGCUCAACUGGUACCGCACCUCGACCCUGGGCCACCGAGGUGUCCCUGCAGCCUCCUAUGGCCGCAUGUACUCUGCCUCAGCUGGUGGUGGAGGGGGCACAGGCUCCCUCUCGCAGCCAGGUUCCCGCUACUCCUCCAGGGAACAUCUGGACUCACUGGCUCGGAGGCAGCUGUCCCGGGAUCCUCUCGGAAGGCAAACAGUCGGGGGAUCCAGGGACCGGCUGGACUCACGGGGCUCCAGAGACAACCUGGACCUCUUACCCAGGAGGAGGGAGCUUGGCCAGGGUGUGGGGCUCACAGGCCUGGGCCUGGAUCACCAGAGAAUGUCGUCAUCUAGGGAGAAUUUGACCACCUCCAGGGACAGACUGGACAACCAUCACUCAAGCACUAUCCACGCCUCAAGAGAAGACUUGAGGGGGAAUGGCAUGGAGGGAACCCUGAGUGGCUCCAGAUCGCAGCUGAACACACUCACUCGCCGGCAAGCUUCAUCCAGGGAGCACCUGGCAGGGGCGCUGAUGAGCAGUAGGUCCAGAGAACAGCUGGAGGCCAAUGGAGUGGGAUCGCAGGUCCAACCGUGUCGGGAAUGGCUGCGCUCCCUGCCGCCUCGCCAGCCCUCACACCCGGACCAACCUCCACCUUCCUCUCCACCGCCGCCCAUCUCAGAGGAACCCCAGCAAGAGGCCUUCCCUCCUCCAGGUCACAUUAGAGGACGACUGGACUCUGCAUGUAGGUACCCUGGGCAGACCCCGCCUGUCACAGGUUUGAACCCUUUGGGGCGACAGCCGUCCAGUGAACACCUGGACAUACUCUCCUCCAUCCUUGCAUCCUUCAACCCUUCUGUCCUCACUCCUCCAAAUGCUGCCUCAAACUCUGGGCCUAAUGCCUCUGCCCAGGGCCCCUCCCCCUCUGCCACCUCCCACAGCAUAUCUGAAGUCUGUCCUGACUCUGAAGCCAACAGAGGUGAAGGACAGUCUUGAUGACGGCCUCUGUAUCCCUACAAGCUUUUGUGAGGACAAAGUCAAAGGCCUUGGAGUAUCCCGAGGUUCAUUGGAGGACUCAAACACAGUUUUGGACACAGGUGACACAUAGACAUGUCUUUAAAACUGUUUACACACAAACCCAGACAGAAUCAAUGUAAAAGGAAAGAGGACUGUACAUACUUAACACAAAAAAACACUUUUAUACAUUUUGUAUCUUUUUAAUUGGAGACAAAGACGUCUCUUAUGAUGUUUUACUUUUUUGUAACGUCCGUGUGAGUGAGGCUGGUGUGAAUGAGCUCUAUCUAUUUCCGAAAAAAAACAACAAAAAAACAUUUUCAUCAAAUGUGGCAAAGUGUUCAAUAUCUGAUGGAGGGAAAACAUCAAAGAGGUGAUGUAAAUAGGGGUCGGGGUGUACCAUAAGUGAAGAGAGUUGAAGGAAAUGAUUGUAUUGAGGAUGUCACACCAGGGUGCAGGGUUUUAACCAUUAAAGCUCCAUCACAAGUUGUCAUGUUUUUGCUGUUCAAUGAAUGUGACCUUGUCGUCUAUGUACCUCUUGUGCCUGGACCUUGUCCGUGGAUCCGCUGCACCAUAUCCUCAGUGGGUGAAGGUUUGAUACUGGCCUCCCUCCCUCCCUUCAAUGCCACAACCAUUGAAGACUGUUUUUACAUAACAACCUGCCUCAAGACAUCACAGGAAUAACUUCCUCCUGUCUGUGCACAUCCAAGCCAAAGGGAAAACUGCUGAAAUGUAGAGGCAUUUCUAUUCCAGAAAGUAUGGCUUUGUACCACUUUGGAGGUUCUACGGUAUGUGAACGCCUUGUCACUUUCACUUUGACCCUGAAUCGAUUUCAAUCCAUUGAAUUAUUCACUCACACUUUUAUUAUCUGCCAUGUAUGUAAUUUUUUGGUGUGGGUAUCCUCUCCAUAUAAACAUAUCGUCAUUAAUAGUGGAUGUAAAUAUUGUUUAAAAUGGACGUCAUCUCCUACCACUUGACUUAACCAGCAUCAAUUUAGUUUGAAUACACUAAGCAUUUACAACAAGAAAGGAGGCACUGAGGUUGACUCUUUGUAUUAAAAGGGAUGUGCUCUGAGAAAAAGAAGAAGGGAGUAGGGAAGGGACAGGAAGUACACAAGGAGGAGGAGGGUUGGAAAAACGAUUAUGAAUGGGAUUGUCUCUGAUUGCCUUUGUGCUCAUUAUGGAAUGCCUUUUUGGCAUGACAAAAUUCCAUUCCUGUUACCACGGAUACAAGUGAAAUGUUGGACAUUAAAAAGAAAACAAAACAAAGUAUUACUACAAGGGUGUUUUUUUUGUGCAUAGAUAUGUAUACGUGCGUGUGUGCAUGUGUGUGUGUGCGUGUGUGUGUGUGUGUGUGUGUGAUCAAACGUAAGAAUCUUAAAUUAUUAAAGCUACGGUAGCUGAAGAGUGGAGUUUUUCAAGUGGCUACACUGUGGAUACUGAAGAUGUACAUAUUGCAUGCAUGCCAAAUGAUGUGGAAAAAUAUUGUUUCAUGGCAAGUAUGAAACUCGAGUCAACACAUCACUAUCUUUAAAAUGUGACACAUAAAAGGCUUAAUCUAAAACGUAACUUUCUAUUUAAAUUCCAAUAUGUGCAUGAAACAAAAAGUUAAAAAGGGAUAGAUUUUUUGUUGUAUGACAUCCCCAUCAGCAUUGUACUACAGCAACAGGACU
Dunckerocampus dactyliophorus (ringed pipefish) is the source of this 13604-nucleotide messenger RNA. RefSeq names its product cadherin, EGF LAG seven-pass G-type receptor 3 (gene celsr3). Gene Ontology annotation, biological process: homophilic cell-cell adhesion; cell surface receptor signaling pathway; G protein-coupled receptor signaling pathway. The coding region runs from base 569 to 11914 and encodes 3781 amino acids. The transcript is spliced from 36 exons. Gene Ontology annotation, molecular function: G protein-coupled receptor activity; calcium ion binding. The record is from RefSeq and is a predicted model, not a curated record. Gene Ontology annotation, cellular component: plasma membrane. NCBI's taxonomy places the organism in Eukaryota, Metazoa, Chordata, Actinopteri, Syngnathiformes, Syngnathidae.